Debaryomyces hansenii CBS767 is the source of this 828-nucleotide messenger RNA. RefSeq lists its product as uncharacterized. Bases 1 to 828 code for a protein of 275 amino acids. The record is from RefSeq and is a predicted model, not a curated record. The transcript has a single exon. Lineage: Eukaryota; Fungi; Ascomycota; Pichiomycetes; Serinales; Debaryomycetaceae.
AUGGAAAACGAAAUUACUGCUUCAAAGGAUGAUAUCGAUAUAAAAGCAAAAGGUAGAAGGCCCACAAAAUCAAGAAGAACCGAUAAUGAACUUCAGCAUGACAUACUCAAAUAUAAAGAGCUCUUAGUGAGAGAUCAAGGUUUGGAAUUGGAUAUUCCACCUAAACGAACCAAAAUGAACGAGAAAGAACAUGAGGUAAAGACACAUAAUAAUAAGCAAAGUUCAAGAUCUUCUAGAUACAGAAAUAGAAGGGUUGCACUUGAAGAUAAUACUUUGAGAGAAUCUUCAGCGUGUAGUUCUCAACCACCUCAAAAUAAAACUAAUGAUGUUGUUAAAGGUUAUCAAAAGUUGAAGCCAAAGUAUUUCAACCAGCGGAGGAGAAGCCUUCCAAAAUGCCAAUCAACUUACAACCCGGAUAAAAUAUCUCCACCUUCAUUGACGGAUAUCAAAAGAUUUACAAGUUUUGAGGACAAGAUUCUUUUAAGUCAUUCAUAUCAAGAGUUAAUAAAGCUUCUUAAAUCCGAAAUAAAUAGUAGCAACCCCAAUCACAAUGAAAAUGAAGGCAUCGAUAUACCAUUGCUGUGGAACUUUUUACCCAAAAAUAUUGAUAUUGAGAAGAAGCGCUUCGAUAUAACAGAUCAGUAUUCCUUUGAUUUUCAGCCUUUACACAUAUCAUCUACUAAUUUGUUUUGCAGCGAGGAUAUCGAUGUGUUUUUCCAAAAACUUAAUGAUAAUUCAAAUUUCGACCAAUUUAGUGAAGUUGAUUUAGAUUUUGAUACCGAAUCUUCAGUAAGGAAAGACUUGAAGAAAACUAUCCCAUUAGCAUAA